AUGAAUAUUUUUAUGAGGCAACUCAGUACAGAAAUGGGCCAGGACCAAACCAAGCAACAGAUAGAGAAAGGACUGAAGUUGUACCAGUCCAACCAGACUGACAAAGCUUUGCAAGUGUGGACGAAAGUAUUAGAGAAAACCUCCGAUCCCGGUGGGAAGUUUCGGGUUUUGGGAUGCUUGAUCACUGCUCACUCGGAAAUGGGGAAAUAUAAAGAUAUGCUCAAGUACGCCUUGGAUCAGAUCGACACAGCCAGAGAAAUGGAAGACCCCGACUACCUGACCGAGGGCUACCUGAACUUGGCGCGCAGCAACGAGAAGCUGUGCGACUUCCACAAAACGGUCUCGUACUGUAAGACAUGCUUGAAUAUGCAGGGCACCACAGUCAGCCUGCAGCUCAACGGUCAGGUAUGUCUGAGCAUGGGCAACGCCUUCCUGGGCCUUAGCCUCUUCCAGCAAGCUCUGCAGAGCUAUGAAAAGGCCUUGCGCUACGCGCACAACAAUGAUGACAAGAUGCUGGAGUGCAGAGUCUGCUGCAGUCUGGGAAAUAUUUACGUCCAUCUGAAGGACUACGAGAAAGCCUUGUUCUUUCCAUGCAAAGCAGCCGAGCUUGUCAAUGACUACGGCAAAGGUUGGAGCCUUAAAUAUCGAGCCAUGAGUCAGUACCAUAUGUCAGUGGCCUACAGGAAGCUGGAGCGCUUGCCGGAUGCUAUGGAAUGCUGCGAGGAAUCUAUGAAAAUUGCUCUGCAGCACGGUGACCGUCCUCUUCAGGCUCUGUGUUUGCAGAACUUUGCAGACAUACACCGCUAUCGGCGUGACUUUGAUAAAGCAUUCCCUCGUUACGAGUCGGCAUUGGGUAUCAUGACAGAGAUUGGGAAUCGACUCGGACAAGCCCAUGUGCACCUGGCAGUGGCAAAGUGUUGGCUUCUGCUGAAGGAACAUGUUCAGGCUCUGGAUUCCUUAGAACGAGCACAGGCUUUGGCAGACGUGAUGGGAAAUAAGCUUUGCACGCUGAAGGCCCAUUGCCUUAGGGAGGGCAUCUACAGGAGCCAAGGAAGACAGGAGGAACUGCGCGAGCAAGUCGUAAAGUUCCUUCAGUGCGUGGAGGAGCUGGAGCUCUACUGCGGCAUGUGCGGCGAGUCCAUCGGGGACAGGGACCAAAAGCUGCAGGCCUUGCCCUGUUCCCACAUUUUCCACCUCAAAUGUCUGCAAACUAACGGGACAAAAGGAUGUCCCAAGUGUUUUAAGAACUCCAUGAAGCCAGGAUUUGUGUGA
Messenger RNA from Nerophis lumbriciformis (worm pipefish), 1272 nucleotides. The record is from RefSeq and is a predicted model, not a curated record. Lineage: Eukaryota; Metazoa; Chordata; Actinopteri; Syngnathiformes; Syngnathidae.